AGCGGUGGCAGCUGGACUAGGCGGCCAGGUUGCGGAGCCGCGGGCAGCUCUGGGUAACGGCCACUGCCGCUACCGGGACGGCGCCGGUCCCCACCGGCGGGCUCCCUUGUCCUCGUUCGCUCCGCUGCCGGGAUUUGAAAAUUCAGCUGAAUGAUUAGAAGGAGUUGGACCAAGGACCAUCUGAGCUACUUAGUGAAUUUUUGGAUGAAGCCAUCAAAUUAAUUGCUUGCCAUCAUGAGCAGAAGCAAACGUGACAGCAAUUUUUAUAGUGUAGAGAUUGGAGAUUCUACAUUCACAGUCCUAAAACGAUAUCAGAAUUUAAAACCUAUAGGCUCAGGAGCUCAAGGAAUUGUAUGUGCAGCUUAUGAUGCCAUCCUUGAAAGAAAUGUUGCAAUCAAGAAGCUAAGCCGGCCAUUUCAGAAUCAAACUCAUGCUAAGCGGGCUUAUAGAGAACUAGUUCUUAUGAAAUGUGUUAAUCACAAAAAUAUAAUUGGUCUUUUGAAUGUGUUCACACCACAGAAAUCCCUGGAAGAAUUUCAAGAUGUUUACAUAGUCAUGGAGCUCAUGGAUGCAAAUCUUUGCCAAGUGAUUCAGAUGGAACUAGAUCAUGAAAGAAUGUCCUACCUUCUCUAUCAGAUGCUGUGUGGAAUCAAGCACCUGCACUCUGCUGGAAUUAUUCAUCGGGACUUAAAGCCAAGUAAUAUAGUAGUGAAGUCAGACUGCACGUUGAAGAUUCUUGACUUUGGACUGGCCAGAACUGCAGGAACGAGUUUCAUGAUGACACCUUAUGUAGUUACUCGCUACUACAGAGCCCCCGAGGUCAUCCUAGGGAUGGGCUACAAAGAAAACGUUGACAUUUGGUCAGUUGGGUGCAUCAUGGGAGAAAUGAUCAAAGGUGGUGUUUUGUUCCCAGGUACAGAUCAUAUUGAUCAAUGGAAUAAAGUUAUUGAACAGCUUGGAACACCAUGUCCUGAGUUCAUGAAGAAACUGCAACCAACAGUAAGGACUUACGUUGAAAACAGACCGAAAUAUGCCGGCUAUAGCUUUGAGAAGCUCUUCCCCGAUGUACUUUUCCCGGCUGACUCAGAACACAACAAACUUAAAGCCAGUCAGGCAAGGGAUUUGUUAUCCAAAAUGCUGGUAAUCGAUGCAUCCAAAAGGAUCUCUGUAGAUGAAGCUCUCCAGCAUCCGUACAUCAAUGUCUGGUAUGAUCCUUCUGAAGCAGAAGCUCCACCACCAAAGAUCCCUGACAAGCAGUUGGAUGAAAGGGAGCACACAAUAGAAGAGUGGAAAGAAUUGAUAUACAAGGAAGUUAUGGACUUGGAGGAGAGAACCAAGAAUGGAGUGAUACGGGGUCAGCCCUCUCCUUUAGGUGCAGCAGUGAUCAAUGGCUCUCAGCACCCAUCGUCAUCAUCAUCGGUCAAUGAUGUGUCUUCAAUGUCAACAGACCCAACUUUGGCCUCUGAUACAGACAGCAGUCUAGAAGCAUCAUCUGGACCUCUAGGCUGUUGAGGAUUUCACAUAGUGAACGAGAAAUGCAUGACUAAGUCAGUGGCCAGGUUCUGGGCAGAAAGCCCAUUGAAAUGAGUGACCAAUAGGAGCAAGAACAGGUCCAGCUCAACAUGUGACGUCUGAAGGUUUGCUUGGCAUGGAUUCCCAUAUUGACUGCAAAUGUUAAUGUGCAAUAUUUAAGAUUAAAAUACAUUAGAUUUUUAUAUGUUUUGAAAUAGCAAAUUUGCUUUUGAUGGUUUAAAGCCAUAAUUUCCAGCUUCUUUUGAAGUUGUCAAUCUUUUUAUCCAUCCCUUUCCUACUCAAGGGAAACCCUGGUGGCUUAGUGGUUAAGAGCUACGGCUGCUAACCAAAAGGUUGGCAGUUCAGAUCCACUAGGUGCUCCUUGGAAACUCUAUGGGGCAGUUCUACUCUGUCCUGUAGGGUUACUGUGAGUUGGAAUUGAUGCCAACAGGGUUUUGGGUUUUUUUCCUACUCAAACAACAUGGUGCAUUCAUUUUUUUUUAGGCCAAUUAGAGUUUUGAGACUGUUAACACCUCUUGAAUUGUUUCAGAAACAGGAUUGAAUUCAUGAUUUUAGCAAAAAUUUCAGCAUGAAUGUGUUCUUAGUUUACUUUAGCUUGACAGUUAAUUCGCUUUAUUUUCUCUAGGAUAGAUUAUUUCACUAUUGCACUUUAACAGCUAACCUGCUUUCAGAAGAUUCCAUAUCUUAUAUUUUCUUGUUGAAGAGCCAUCUCUGUUGAUAGAGAUUUUGGUUAAACAAGGAAAACCAGGUGUUCUUGUUGUAUCAUUUGUUGUAAAUGCCAGCUGCCACUUGCCACCAGCAUGUUUCACUCCAAUUCAGAGAAAAUGAACUCUUAGUUCUUAAUAUAGACUAAAAUGUGUAUCAGAUUGUAUCCUGAAAACAAAGUCUGUUGUUUAAUGUUGUGUGCCCUAAGUUUUUAAAGUACAGUAUCUAAAGAUAACUUUCCCUCUUCACUUAAGUCGGUUAAGUGAAUAUGUAUGUGUGUGUAUAUAUAUGUGUAUAUAUGUAUACACACAAGUGUAUUAUAUAUAUAUAUAUAUGUUUAGAAGCUUUUUGAAUCUUUAAAGCCUCUUAAACAUUGUUUUUUUAAAUAGCAAUUACAAAAAAGUUUUCUGUCAAGCAGUAACUUAUGUAAAGCCACCUUGCUUAUCUUAUAAUUUUGGUUUAUCUACUUAUUAUACACUUAAUGUAAUUAUCAUCUUACUGUCAGAAAAUUGUUUUGACCAGGAUUUAUUGUUCAACUUUGUAGGAUAGGGAAGGGACACUUUAAUUCUUUCUACAUAUGUCUUACUGGUUACUAUUCUCUUACCCUCUAAUACUGACCACUUGUAAAAUGAGUGUGUGGUUGAGGUCUCUUAAUACACAUGAUAGAUACACAUAAAUAGAGCGUCUCAGCUCUUUCCAUACCGUUUGCUGAAUCAUUCUUACUUGCGCACCUGUGGCUGCUGACUGUUCCUGGUACUUAUUUGUCUCAGCUGGUAAAGGCACAGUGCAUUCACCCCAGAUUCCUAAGAGAAACACAGCCUUCAGUGAGAAGGCGACCACACAGCCUCUCUGAUGGAUACAGGGAAGCUUAAUUGUGUGUAAAACAACAAACUUUCUUGUAAGCCUUUUCAUUUUUCUGUUCCGUUCUGAUCCUGCCCUGUUGUCUAAAAAGAUGAAGGUGAAGAGGACAUCAUUGUCUAAGUGAAAUCAGCAGCAGACAAGUGAAGCUGCUUCCUGGGUUACAGAUGAGACCAGGUUACCAUCAUCAGCCAGUACCUGCUGCAUACACGGAGACUUAAGCACUCAGUGUUGCCUAGGCACAGGCCUGCACAGCGUUCUGAGGUAAAAGCCUUAUAUCUUUUUAGAAGUGCUGUUGUAGUUCGUGUGUAGCUAUAGAGUGAAUGCAUGAAGCCCCAUGGCCCCCGAUCAAGGUCACUUACUGAUAGGAAAUCCAGCAUCACCAUUCUGUCAUUAGCGCCCUCUCAAGUGUUGCCCUCCAUCCCCUUUUCCAUUUUAGUGUGCAUUGUGUUUCUACCCAUCUCUCUUAGGUUGUUUCCUCAUCAGAGGAAACAGAGUUUUCCUUAAUAGCAAGAAAGCUGAAGAGGUAAAGGGCAUUGAAGCAGAAAUGUAUAGUUGAGGGUACAAUUAGAAAACUCAUAAAGAAAACAGAAGUCCUAAUUUCAAACUAACUGCUCUUAGUUAAGUGCUCUUAAGGAGAGUCUAUUAAGAGUAAUAGUUUCCUGCCCAUUUCUGGUAUAAAUUCUCUGUGUUACUGAAACAGUUGAGAAAUGUUCCUGUGGAUUAGUUUUGCACAAUGUUCUGUUCUCACGAUGACUUACAAAUAGCACUAGGUUUUUAUUGAACUACCUCGCACUGGUUUUCUGUGCUUUCCCGAGCAAGCUGUCGCCCUUACUGUGAGGUCCUCACUGAGUGUGAAUCACACAUGUGUGUUAAAUACAUCAUAGCCAUUGUUGACACAGUGAUAGUGAGUAUGUGAAAUAUAUAUCCUGCGUCAGUGAGAGGCACUCACCUGUAAAAUCUUUCACUAUGUAUCUUGGAAAAUUGUGUUAGAUAUACUCAUUGAAAUUAUUGCUGUCUGUUUUUGUAAGUAGGAACCUGCUCGUGAUAUCAGUCCAUUCUUUACAUUUUACAAAAGGAAUAAAUCUUAGUAAAUUUUACAAAGAAAUAACUUUUGUAGGCCCGAUAUUUGGUAUAUUUUUGAGAAACUCAAUCUUUUAGCUGAAUGGUGAAGCUAAACUAAACUAGUUGUAUGCCUGGACUGUGACAUCUAUUUUCUCAUGACAGUUGAUCCUGUUUAACGGGUUUUAAAACGUGAAAGUCUAAGUAUGAUAAUUGACAUUUGCUUUCUACUUAUACAGUGCUGUUCCUUCUUCACUCCUCUCCCUUCCCUGUUUCCCGCUCCCUCCCCUCUCCUCUAGCCAAGACAAAAUGGGGCACUUUGUAGGGAAUGCUGAGAUAAUUACUGUGGUUUUGAAUCGUUCAUGCCCUAGUCAUUAACCAUGCGCCACUGGAAUGUAAACAAUUUUAUCUAGUAUGUCAAUUGGUUAUCAUAUUUUAAAUAAAAAAGACAAAAGUGGUAUGAAAAUUAUGAAAUUAAGAGUAUUUUCAUUGAAAAUAAAAUGUAAAUUUAUGGUAAAAAGUUUUUCUUGGCAGUUUUAGGGUUUCAUGUGGGUUGGGAUAGAAGGGAUGUCGCUAGGCUACUAGAUUUGGAUUUUAUACAGACUAUGAAGAUCCUAAACUAUUGCCCUGGUUUUCUGGUUUAUCUAGUCCUGCUUUCAUGGUGUUUGAAAUCACUGGAGAAACUUUAUAUAAAAAAAGGAGUUUGCUUCAGUGCCCCUAACCUGGCUCUUGCGGAUCAUCUGAGAGAGCAGCCAUCAUGGCCACUUGGCAGAAGUGAUUUAAAACUAGGGUCUCUUUUGAAACAAGCAGGGCGAUUUCAGCCUUGAGUGUGUUUCCAACUUUUGCUGUGCAUAUUUUCACCUCCACUGGGCAUGCUGCCAAGUGGGUGUGGGGGGCGGGGCCGCUGUCCAUCCUCCCUCUUUGACCCAGCUCUGGCUCCAGGUAACCCUUGUCUCCAUGUGUGCCUGCACUCACGCUCACCUUCUCGGAGGAGACCAUAGAGGAUGGGCAGUGUUUAUGCCUGACAUCUCUGCUUGAUCAGCUGGUGGGGUUGCUGACCAGUGCACUGUUUUACCACCGUGACUGGAGAAGUCUCCAGAAAAAAACUCGGUGGCAAAAGUAGACAUCAGAAUGUAGUGUAAAGUUGUUUUUACUGUAAUGUUUUUUCUCACUCAGUGAUAAUACCCUAGUGAUAACAAAUAAAAUGGAGUAAUUUAUCUUUGUUAAUUUAGUUAUUGCAUUUAUGUUAGCAUUCUUCCCUUAAAAGGCUCAUUAAUUUUAUGUAAAUGAAGGUUGAUUUG
Molecule: messenger RNA, 5459 nt
Organism: Trichechus manatus latirostris (Florida manatee)
Lineage: Eukaryota; Metazoa; Chordata; Mammalia; Sirenia; Trichechidae
Gene: MAPK8
Product: mitogen-activated protein kinase 8
Exons: 14
Coding region: 235-1512 (425 amino acids)
Biological process (GO): protein phosphorylation; response to mechanical stimulus; JNK cascade
Cellular component (GO): nucleus; cytoplasm
Molecular function (GO): JUN kinase activity; ATP binding
Source: RefSeq, a predicted model, not a curated record